This is a messenger RNA of Gastrolobium bilobum, 1119 nucleotides long. RefSeq lists its product as uncharacterized. The transcript has 2 exons. NCBI's taxonomy places the organism in Eukaryota, Viridiplantae, Streptophyta, Magnoliopsida, Fabales, Fabaceae. The record is from RefSeq and is a predicted model, not a curated record. Bases 224 to 754 code for a protein of 176 amino acids.
ACAAUCUUCAUCUUUACCGGUGCAUACAACCACUACUGCACACUGUACCGGUCAAGAAGAUACAGUUGUACGAUCUUCUGCACCUCCUCAGGUAGCAUGGGAUGAGGAUGAAGAGGAUGAAGACGAGGACUAUGUGGACAGCGAAGAUGAGGGAGAACCUGAAAGUGCUAUUCCAGAAGGUGAUUCGUCAGACACUGACGUGGACGGUAAUUUUGAGGCUGACAUGAGCGCCGUAAGUCUCGGUACCCCAGCCUUGUCACCACUUCAUGUCGACCCAGUCAGUAGUGAUGCAGGGUCUGAGGAGCCAUUCUGGAAUGAAAGCCAACAUUAUUCAUUCAUUAACUGGGCGCACCCUAAUGACGAGUUGGAGAUCCUAUAUGGCGAUGAUGACUUGCACGGAGGUUGGAAGUUAGGAGAUCCGUUAUUUGUGCAACAAGAAUUUGGGUCCAAACCAGAAUUGCAACAUGCUGUGAAGAUACAUUGUAUGAAGGGGCGCAGGACAGCCAUAGUUGAAAAAAGCGACGAGUCAAGAUUUGUUAUGAAGUGUAAAAACCAUGCUGACGGUUGUCCCUGGUAUAUGAGGGCAAUUAAGCCGAAGAAGGGAGCUAACUGGGUGGUACGUAAAUGGGGUCAAGGUCACACAUGCCUAAAUCAAGGCCUAGCACAGGAUCAUAGACAGUUGGAUUCAAAUGUCAUUUGUGCGGCUAUAAUGAGUAUGUAUUCCACUGUUUAUUUAAUGAUUCAGAUUAAUUGAGAAUAUGGUAAAGUUAAUUUUUUUUUCCAGAUAUGUUAAAGGAAGAUCCAUCCACAAGACCAGCUCUGAUACAGGAGAGGAUACAGGGAACAUAUGGAUACAACAUAACGUACAGGAAGGCCUGGAAGGCAAAAAUGAAGGCCAUCGUUAAGUUGUUUGGUGACUGGGAGAAAUCGUACGCAUUCUUGCCAAAUUGGCUGAAGUAUAUGACGGAGGUGAAUGUGGGUUCUGUGUUCAAACUUGAUACAAAUCAAUGUUUUGAUGAACGUCGGGUUUAUACAGACAGGGCCGUAUUUCAAAGGGUUUUUUGGACAUUUCACCAAUGCAUUGAAGCAUUCAAACACUGCAAGCCUAUAAUUCAAAUU